Salvia splendens (bonfire salvia) is the source of this 416-nucleotide messenger RNA. RefSeq lists its product as uncharacterized. NCBI's taxonomy places the organism in Eukaryota, Viridiplantae, Streptophyta, Magnoliopsida, Lamiales, Lamiaceae. The record is from RefSeq and is a predicted model, not a curated record. The coding region runs from base 97 to 408 and encodes 103 amino acids. The transcript is spliced from 3 exons.
UGCCGGAAUCCGUUUCCAUUCCACCGCCGGAUGUGUGUUCCAAUUAUUCCGAUAACCCACCAAUUGAUUCGAUAAAUUCAAAUUCAUAAUUCCAUUAUGAAAUCGGAAUGGUGUAGUAAUUGUGGAACAAGAAGUAAGACUUUUAAGGUCGACUUCACAGUAAGCCGUAAAAUAUGCGGCCGAGUUCUUUUUGAGGAUACACAGAAGGAGGAAAUUAAGAGGCGAAUAGAUGAUUGGUAUGCUACUGACUUGGGGAAUUCGUUGACUAGUUCUAUUUCUACCUUGUCCAAUAUAGUGAUCGAUGAAAGUGAGUCCAACUUAGAUGGUAGCCCGUCCUCGUCCAAUUCGUUCAUCGAGCAGCGAAUUGUUGAAAUCGAGCCUACAUUGUCGACCCUAACGCAAAAGUAGGUGGUGAG